Messenger RNA from Guillardia theta CCMP2712, 372 nucleotides. RefSeq lists its product as hypothetical. The record is from RefSeq and is a predicted model, not a curated record. Gene Ontology annotation, molecular function: dynein intermediate chain binding. Gene Ontology annotation, biological process: microtubule-based movement. Gene Ontology annotation, cellular component: cytoplasm; cytoplasmic dynein complex. The transcript has 3 exons. The coding region runs from base 1 to 372 and encodes 123 amino acids. Lineage: Eukaryota; Cryptophyceae; Pyrenomonadales; Geminigeraceae.
AUGAAGGGGAUCAAACUACGAGAACGGGAAUACGACAAGGAUGUUGACGAUGAAGACGGGCUGCUGACAUCCUCUUUGCAGACAGAAGUAGACGAGACGGUGAAGAAGCUUUCUGAGUACCCCGGAUUCGUCGGGUUCUUGAUCAUCAAUGCUGACGGCAUUCCCAUCCGAACCUCGAUGGAGAAAGGAGAGGCGGUGCACUAUGCUGGGCUCCUCAGCCUGCUUGCCAACAAGGCGCGCUCGUCGAUCCGAGAGCUCGACCCGCAAAACGACGUGACCUUCCUGCGACUGAGGUCAAACAAGCAUGAGAUCAUCAUAGCGCCAGAUAAGGAAUACAUUCUCAUCGUUAUCCAGAACCCAAUCGUGACAUGA